Molecule: messenger RNA, 1046 nt
Organism: Octopus sinensis (East Asian common octopus)
Lineage: Eukaryota; Metazoa; Mollusca; Cephalopoda; Octopoda; Octopodidae
Product: E3 ubiquitin-protein ligase TM129-like
Exons: 3
Coding region: 48-1031 (327 amino acids)
Biological process (GO): protein ubiquitination
Cellular component (GO): membrane; endoplasmic reticulum
Molecular function (GO): ubiquitin protein ligase activity
Source: RefSeq, a predicted model, not a curated record
CACCGCUUAAUCUUAGCUACGUUUUUUUUUUUAUCAAAUCUCAUCGGAUGGAAGAAAACGUAACAACUGUAUUUUUAUUAUAUACACUGUUAUAUUGCUUUUUUGCGAUUUGUGUUAUCGCACCACCAACUGAAUUAGUUUCAGCAGGAUUCUCUAUUCAGAAUGUGUUUUCAAACUAUUUAGGCAGCCAAGAUCUUCACUUUAUAAUCUACCAUCAACGUAGGACAGCGAUAACAUUGGUCAUUCAUUCUAUCUUACCACUUGGAUAUUAUGUUGGGCUGAGCUGUUUGGUGGAUAGCCAUCUUCAUUUUGACUUGGAUGAUUUAACGUCAGGAUGGAUGAUAUAUUUGAUUCUGGCCACUAGCUUCCCAAUUGCUACUCUUACCCUGUUUUACUACUGGUCAUUAAAUAAUUGGGAUCAACACCCUGUAGCUAAACAGUUGCAACUGUUAACAGAAAAUGGUUCAUCUUGGCAUGAUAUUGCUUCCUCCAUUAAUGUGGAAUUUCGGAGACCAGAUAAAUUUACAUCAGGUUCAAUGGCACGUCGAGUAAUUGUAACUGAUUCUUGGAUUAUGAAAACUUCUACAUACCAUGUGUAUAUCGCUCAUCAAAAUGAUAUUCAUCUUAGCCUUGCUAGCAGUGAAGAACAUCAAAUGUCUUAUGAAUCAAUGUCUACUGUUCAGUACCUUAACAUUAACAUUAUACCCAACAAUGCAGCUAUUAAACCCUUUACUAUCAGAUUAAAUUCUUUAGAAUAUGGUGAGUUGAGAGGGAAGUUAAGAGCUCCUCUUCUGAAUGCCCGCAAUAUCAUUAUUCAUCAGUCAUUGAGUGAUCAGUUCCUUGUUGCUUUUCAAAAUGAAGUAGAAAAAAAUCCUGUGUAUGUUUUGUCUCCAGAAACAGUAAGUGAACUUUCACACAACCUAUCUACUUACUCAUAUAUGCACAUAAGCCACGGGGCAUAUUCUAAAUACAUGCUUAUUUUCAGAUUUUCAAGCAACAAUGUUGGGGCCAAUUUAAUUCAUGCCUCAUAAUUUAUGAAGUAUUAU